AUCAUUCCUCCAGUUUCAGACUUCAUAGAGAAACAGAGAAAAGAGAGGGAGAAAAUAAAGGGAAGAAGAUGUUUUUCCACAUAGUAUUGGAACGAAACAUGCAAUUGCACCCUCGUCACUUUGGCCGUAAUCUCCGCGAAAACAUCGUGACCAAGCUCAUGAAAGAUGUAGAGGGCACCUGCAGUGGACGACAUGGGUUUGUGGUCGCAAUAACUGGUAUAGAGAAAGUCGGACAAGGAUUGAUUCGCGAUGGAACAGGGUUUGUGAGUUUUCCUGUGAAGUACCAGUGUGUUGUCUUCAGGCCAUUUAAAGGGGAGAUAUUAGAAGCUGUUGUUACCAUGGUGAACAAGAUGGGAUUCUUUGCUGAAGCUGGGCCUGUGCAAAUUUUUGUUUCAAACCAUUUGAUACCGGAUGACAUGGAGUUCCAGCCAGGAGAUACGCCCAAUUAUACAACUUCUGAUGGAUCUGUUAAAAUUCAGAAGGACAGUGAAGUACGUUUAAAGAUUAUUGGCACCCGAGUAGAUGCUACAGAAAUUUUCUGCAUCGGUACCAUUAAGGACGACUUUCUGGGUGUGAUAAAUGAUCCUACAGCGACAGUUUAGUCAAGUUGUUGACUAGUUUUUUUAUUACAUGGGAUUACACGGUUUCCUUGUACGUGUUUUUUUUUUUGAUAAGCAUGGUUUCCUUGUACUUGCUUUUGCUUUUCCUGUUGUAUAGUAAGUACCUGGAGCAUCGAUCCUUAGCUUUUGUUUUCAAUUAGGAGGCACUUGUAUUUAUUCUUGUUAAGAUGUUAUCCAGGCUACCUUGAAGCAAAACAAAACAUUCAAGCAACUUUGUAAUUUUUUCCCCAUCUCGGGGUUAGGAAUUGAGGAAAUGUUUGGAUUGAGAGGCA
Tripterygium wilfordii is the source of this 892-nucleotide messenger RNA. Its product is annotated as DNA-directed RNA polymerase II subunit RPB7-like. Gene Ontology annotation, cellular component: P-body; RNA polymerase II, core complex. Gene Ontology annotation, molecular function: translation initiation factor binding; single-stranded DNA binding; single-stranded RNA binding. NCBI's taxonomy places the organism in Eukaryota, Viridiplantae, Streptophyta, Magnoliopsida, Celastrales, Celastraceae. The transcript is spliced from 6 exons. Gene Ontology annotation, biological process: positive regulation of translational initiation; positive regulation of nuclear-transcribed mRNA poly(A) tail shortening; DNA-templated transcription. The coding region runs from base 69 to 602 and encodes 177 amino acids. The record is from RefSeq and is a predicted model, not a curated record.